This is a messenger RNA of Micromonas pusilla CCMP1545, 657 nucleotides long. RefSeq lists its product as uncharacterized. Lineage: Eukaryota; Viridiplantae; Chlorophyta; Mamiellophyceae; Mamiellales; Mamiellaceae. The transcript has a single exon. Bases 1 to 657 code for a protein of 218 amino acids. The record is from RefSeq and is a predicted model, not a curated record.
AUGGUCGCGACCGCGUCUCGACCCCCGUGCGUCGCGGUCGUCCGCUCCGCGUCCUCCUCCCGCGUCCGCGCUCGCGCGUCGUCGUCGUCGUCGCGAACGUCGCGCGUCGUCCGCAUGCGCGCGUCGUCGUCGUCGUCCGCCUCCUCCGGCGCCGAGACGACGCCCAUCCUGUUUCUCGACCUCGACGGCGUUCUCAACCGCACCGCGACGGCGCCGCAGAUCAACCUCGAGCAGGACAAGGUGAACCGCCUCCGCGACGUCCUCGCGGACACGAACGCGGAGGUCGUCCUGAGCACGUACUGGCGGUGCUUCGAGGACUACGUCGCGUACGCGCUCGGUCGCAUGGGCGCGCAGGGCGAACGCGUCGUCGGACGCACGCCGGGCGAACCGCACCUCAUGGACAGCGUCGAGCACGACGCGAACGUCAGCUCGAGCCGAAUCGAGGAGGUGCGCGCGUACCUCGUGACGCGGUUCGGCGAGGACGAGAGCGCGUGGCCGCGGUUCGCGAUCGUGGACGACAAGCAGGUCGUCCCGGAGGAGGGACACGCGUGGAGCGCUCGAUUCGUGAAGACGACGCACGACGUGGGGCUGACGGAGGAACGCGCGGAGGCGCUGCGGGCGGCGCUGCGCGCGCCCGCGACGGUCGCCGCGCGAUGA